GAGGCCUCAGCAGCAGAGAGAAGUGGCCAGAGAGGCCCAGGGGACAGCCAGGGACAGGCAGACAUGCAGCCAGAGCCCCGAGGCCUGGACAGGGGCUGCCAGGCCCCGUGACGGGAGGACCCCGAGCCCCCGGCCCGGGGAGGGGGCCAUGGUGCUGCCUGCCCGACAUGUCAGCCGAGGUGCGGCUGAGGCGGCUCGAGCAGCUGGUGCUGGACCCCGGCUUCCUGGGGCUGGAGCCCCUGCUCGACCUUCUCCUGGGCGUCCACCAGGAGCUGGGCGCCUCCGACCUGGCCCAGGACAAGUAUGUGGCCGACUUCUUGCAGUGGGUGGAGCCCAUCGCCGAGAGGCUUAAGGAGGCCCGACUGCAGAGGGAUGACUUCGAGAUUCUGAAGGUGAUCGGACGCGGGGCGUUCAGCGAGGUGGCGGUGGUGAAGAUGAAGCAGACGGGCCAGGUGUACGCCAUGAAGAUCAUGAAUAAAUGGGACAUGCUGAAGAGAGGCGAGGUGUCGUGCUUCCGCGAGGAGAGGGAUGUGUUGGUGAACGGGGACCGGCGCUGGAUCACGGAGCUGCACUUCGCUUUCCAGGACGAGAACUACCUGUACCUGGUCAUGGAGUACUACGUGGGCGGGGACCUGCUAACGCUGCUGAGCAAGUUUGGGGAGCGGAUCCCAGCCGAAAUGGCGCGCUUCUACCUGGCCGAGAUUGUCAUGGCCAUAGACUCAGUGCACCGGCUGGGCUAUGUACACAGGGACAUCAAACCCGACAACAUCCUGCUGGACCGCUGUGGCCACAUCCGCUUGGCCGACUUCGGGUCCUGCCUCAAGUUGAGGGCGGACGGAACGGUGCGGUCGCUGGUGGCGGUGGGCACCCCGGACUACUUGUCCCCUGAGAUCCUGCAGGCUGUGGGCGGCGGGCCCGGGCUGGGCAGCUAUGGGCCCGAGUGUGACUGGUGGGCACUGGGAGUGUUCGCCUAUGAAAUGUUCUACGGGCAGACGCCCUUCUACGCCGACUCCACGGCUGAGACCUACGGCAAGAUCGUGCACUACAAGGAGCACCUGUCUCUACCGCUUGCCGACGCAGGGGUCCCUGAGGAGGCCCGAGACCUCAUCCAGCGGCUGCUGUGUCCUCCUGAGACGCGGCUGGGCCGGGACGGAGCAGGUGAUUUCCAGAACCAUCCUUUUUUCUUUGGCCUUGACUGGGACGGUCUCCGAGACAGCGUGCCCCCAUUUACACCGGAUUUCGAGGGUGCCACUGACACGUGCAACUUCGAUGUGGUGGAAGACGGGCUCACUGCCAUGGAGACGCUGUCCGACAUGCGGGAAGGCAUGCCCCUGGGGGUCCACCUGCCAUUUGUGGGCUACUCCUACUCCUGCAUGGCCCUCAGGGACGAGGAGGUCCCAGGCCCCACGGCCAUGGAACUGGAGGCCGAGCCAUUGCCUGAGCCACCUGUGCGGGCGCCCAGCCCAGAGCCCACGGUGCCGCCACCAGAGGAAACAGCCGAAGCGGCAGCUCCGGAGGCCGUUCCCGCGGCGGCGGCGGCGGCGGCGGUGGCGGCGGAGGCCCAGGUGACGCUGCGGGAGCUCCAGGAGGCCCUGGAGGAGGAGGUGCUUACACGGCAGAGCCUGAGCCGGGAGCUGGAGGCCAUCCGCACAGCCAACCAGAGCUUUGCCAGUCAGCUCCGUGAGGCCGAGGCCCGGAACCGAGACCUGGAGGCGCGCGUCCGGCAGCUGCAGGAGCGGAUGGAGCUGCUGCAGGCCGGGGGAGAUGCAGCUGUCACGGGGGUCCCCAGUCCCCGGGCCACGGAUGCACCUUCCCAUCUAGAUGGCCCCCCGGCCUGGCUCUGGGCCAAUGCCCGCUGGUGGGGCCAGGCCAUGCACCGCCGCCACCUGCUGCUCCCUGCCAGGGUCCCUCAGCCUGACCUAUCGGAGGCGCGUUCCCUGCUCCUGUUCGCCGUUGCUCUGGCUGCUGCCGCCGCCUUGGGCUGCACUGGGUUGGUGGCCUGCGCCCACCAUCUCGCCCCGGUCUGGCGCCACCCGGGAGCCGCCUUCGCCCCCUGAACCCUAGGACCCCAAGCUGGAGGGUUGGGUGACCUGGGCACGGCGCAGAAGCCAUUCCUACCGCCUCCCCGUUCACACCGCCUCCCAGCGUGGGUCUCCGCCCGAGCUCCAGCCCUGUGAUCCGGGCCCGCCCCCUGGCGGCCGGGGAGGGAGGAGCAGGGGGCUCCAGGGAGGCUUGUAACCGGGAAUGCUGCAGUUGCUGCUGGGGAGAAUCGCAGACCAACCACCUACUAACUCCGGCCUGGCUGAGGCCCCGCCGUGGAUGGGCAAACUGCGAUCUAGAGGAGACAGCAGGGCCAGGGCUCGGCCAUCAGUUUUUCACCCUCCACGCGCCCCCCGCCUAUCGGCUCGCAGACCACAAAUCCCUGUGCAUGAGGCCCUACUAUCCCGGGAAUGUUCUCUUCCCGCGGCGAACGUCUAGUGCGAGCCCCGCCCGCCUUCUCGAGAACCUUUUGCUUUCGCCAGCCCCGCUUUUUCGGGGACUCGCGCGCCCUCCUCACGUACUUAGCUCUCGGGGCCACAGCAGGCUCCGCCCGCCUCGGCAGUUUGGGUAUUUAUUGACCUGUCCUCCGACCCGCCAAGUUCCAGGACCCCAGCACCCUAAUCCACGUUUUGGAUGCACUGAGACCCCGACAUUCCUCAGUAUUUAUUGUCUCUCUCCACACCUAGGACCCCACCCCCGAUCCUCGCGAAUAAAAGGCCCUCCCGUCUGCCCAA
This is a messenger RNA of Prionailurus viverrinus (fishing cat), 2774 nucleotides long. RefSeq names its product DM1 protein kinase (gene DMPK). Gene Ontology annotation, cellular component: cytoplasm; cytoskeleton. Gene Ontology annotation, biological process: actomyosin structure organization; peptidyl-threonine phosphorylation. Gene Ontology annotation, molecular function: protein serine/threonine kinase activity; ATP binding. Lineage: Eukaryota; Metazoa; Chordata; Mammalia; Carnivora; Felidae. The record is from RefSeq and is a predicted model, not a curated record.